Vollenhovia emeryi is the source of this 4197-nucleotide messenger RNA. RefSeq names its product membrane-bound transcription factor site-1 protease (gene S1P). Lineage: Eukaryota; Metazoa; Arthropoda; Insecta; Hymenoptera; Formicidae. The record is from RefSeq and is a predicted model, not a curated record. The transcript has 12 exons. Gene Ontology annotation, cellular component: Golgi apparatus. Gene Ontology annotation, biological process: proteolysis. Gene Ontology annotation, molecular function: serine-type endopeptidase activity. Bases 650 to 4006 code for a protein of 1118 amino acids.
CCAUUUUCAAGUACUGCCGAUAAAUACCGUUUUCAGUGGUCAAGCGUCAGCAUGAAGAUGCACCUUUAUGUAAUUUUGUGUGCGAUGGCCCAUAGUUGGCGACAUUGUUGCCAAGUAAAAGAAGAAGUGCUUUUAUCCGUUUCAUAAUAACGACAUUGGUUAUGUACACAUUUCACUUAUUAACAAGCUGUGUCCAAAUGUGAAUUAGCCACGUCCAUACGAUAUCAAUCUUUCCCGCAACGACGUGAAACAACUCGCAACUAAAAUGCGCUCUGUAAAUCAUCCGAAAUGUUUUACGUCACCUUUACGCGGUGACCGUUUGUCCAGGUUAGGAUGUGAAGGAUGCUCAUGAAAGGCCUGAACAAACGAUCGUGGCUGCUUUCAGUAUUAAUUCGGAUCGCUUGAAUCGCCACUAUUCGAUCCAACGGCUUGAUUUUGAGCUACGCCACCGGCCGAUUCCGAAAACCCAAUUCUCCAUCACACGAAUACAAGUAUACGAUCGAAAGAGGAGCGGUCUCGUUCAGAAAAUUAAGGGACGAAAAAAAGGGAAGAGUUGCCCUCGGAGUCGUAAAUAUUUUCACAUGUUAGUUUGGCAUUCGCAACAACUUUGACCAAAUAUGAAGCACAGUUCUCGGUCAGAAUCAAUAGUAUGAAGCUACACACAUGUCUGCUAUACGUCUCUGUGUUACUUUGGCUCUGCGUCUCUUGUGGGUCAAACCGUGAUUAUCCGGGCGGCAGCUCUGAAGGGUAUGGUGACAGCGAACGUAUCGCGGAAUCUCCGCAACGCGAGGAACCCGGGUCCUCGGACUCCUCUUGCCACAACGUCCGACAAGUCCAGGUCGCAUUUUCCUCUAGUAUAGUCGAGAAUGAGUAUAUAAUCAAAUUCAACGGCUACUAUAGAAUACACGCGCGAGAGAAUUACAUAGGAUCUGUCCUGAACUCGUCCAACGUUAAGAACUGGAGGAUCAUACCGCGUAACAAUGCUGCGUCCAUGUAUCCCAGCGACUUUGAUAUCGUACACUUAAGCGAAACUGACAAGCAUGAGGGGCUUAGAGCUUUGAGUAAUCACCCUCUGGUAAAGACCGUGCUACCGCAGAGACUUAUACAUAGAACUCUAAAAUUUAUCAACAGGACGUCGACCCAUUCUGAUGACGUCUUAGCACGUAGAAGCUCCAGAAGAAGAAUCAACGAUCACAACGUUCAGCCUGGACAAUCAACGAACCGACACACAUCUCGAAAAUUAUUGCGAGCUAUACCGAAGCAAAUCACGUAUAUGCUUGAAGCUGAUGUGCUGUGGCGAAUGGGUAUUACUGGGAAAGAUAUAAAAGUAGCGAUAUUCGACACCGGACUUGCUGCUAGUCAUCCGCAUUUCAAGAAUAUCAAGGAAAGGAUAAACUGGACAAAUGAAAACACUCGGGAGGACGGCCUGGGCCACGGGACGUUUGUAGCCGGUGUUAUCGCAUCCUCCUCCAGAGACUGUUUCGGCUUCGCUCCGGAUGCGGAUCUGUAUAUCUUCCGCGUUUUUACGAACGCUCAGGUAUCUUACACCUCGUGGUUCUUGGAUGCGUUCAAUCAUGCCAUAUUUCGCAAGGUAACGGUGUUAAAUCUGAGCAUUGGUGGUCCAGAUUUUAUGGACCAACCGUUCGUCGAUAAAGUAUGGGAGGUGACAGCUAAUGGUAUCAUUAUGGUGUCAGCGAUCGGCAAUGAUGGACCUUUGUAUGGCACUUUAAACAAUCCUGCCGACCAAAUGGAUGUCAUUGCUGUCGGGGGCAUCAAUUGGGACGACCAGAUAGCGAGAUUCUCCUCACGCGGUAUGACCACGUGGGAACUACCUUAUGGAUACGGUAGAAUCAAACCUGACCUAGUCAUAUACGGAUCGGGGGUAAGAGGGUCCGCUUUGCAGAGUGGAUGUAGAAGCCUCUCUGGCACCUCCGUUUCUAGUCCCGUCGUUGCCGGCGCGGUCGCGCUAUUAGCUAGUGCGUUUGUAGAAACAAACGGAUCUAAAAUUAAUAAAGAGAAGGUGACGCCAGCAAGUAUGAAACAAGCAUUAUUGAGUUCAGCCCGUCGCUUACCUGGGAUUGGUAUGUUCGAGCAGGGCGCAGGAAAAUUAGAUCUCUUGCGGGCAUUUCAUUUUUUACAGUCGUACACUCCUAUCGUUACACUCCAUCCAAGUUAUAUAGAUUUGACGGAGUGCCAAUAUAUGUGGCCAUACUGUACUCAAGCUAUAUACUACACUGGUAUGCCCACAAUAGUCAAUGUAACUAUAAUAAAUGGUUUGGGCGUGGCUGGAAAUGUGGUAAAUCUCACUUGGCAUCCGUACGUCGGCAACGGCAAUGGUGAGCACAUCGAUGUGGCGAUAACGCACAGCGAUGUCUUGUGGCCGUGGUCUGGCUGGUUAGCAGUUGCCAUAACGGUCCCGUCGACAUCCCACGACUGGCAGGGUAUCGCGCAAGGUCACAUCUCGCUUACGGUUGAGAGCGAUGGCGCAGGUAAGCCACGACAAUCAACAGUUACGCUUCCGUUGCAAGCGAAGGUCAUACCAACACCUCCUAGACAUAAACGCAUCUUGUGGGACCAAUACCACAACUUGCGAUAUCCACCCGGAUACUUUCCUAGGGAUGAUUUGCGCGUGAAGAAUGAUCCCCUUGACUGGAAUGGAGAUCAUAUACAUACUAACUUUAAAGACAUGUAUCAACAUUUACGUAAUGCCGGAUAUUAUCUUGAGGUGCUCGGCUAUCCGUUCACUUGUUUCGACGCAAGAAAUUACGGGACCCUGCUCAUCGUAGAUACGGAAGAGGAAUUUUUCCCUGAAGAAGUGGCAAAGCUAAAACGCGAUGUGGAAGAGGACGGUCUAUCAGUAAUUGUAUUUGCAGACUGGUACAAUAUAGCAGUCAUGCGAAAAAUCAAGUUUUACGACGAGAAUACCCGUCGAUGGUGGAUACCCGAAACGGGAGGCGCCAAUAUUCCAGCCAUAAACGAUCUGCUUUAUCCUAACUGGGGUGUGGCAUUUGGCGACGAAGUACGAAACGGUCAGUUCACCCUUGGCCAGCAUGCGCCAGUCACAUUCGCGUCUGGCACUACACUAACUAGAUUUCCGAAGGACGGAAUCGUUCUGUAUGCCGAGUUAUACGACCAGGGUCAAGAGCUUCUGGAGAAAGAAUCAGGGGUACUUAAACUUGUACCGAUACUCGGACUUUUACAAGUGACUAGUAAGAAGGAUGUUAAAAUGACACAUAAUAAGAUCAAUAAUGAGAUCGGUCAAGCGGAUCAGAAUGACGAAAAGCAUCAUGCCAAAGAACAGACGAGUACGUCCGGUAGACUCGUUGUUUAUGGAGAUUCAAAUUGUAUCGAUGAUAGCCAUUUGCAAAAAUCCUGUUUUUGGAUGCUCGAUGCUAUCUUAGAAUACACAACGACAGGAUAUGUACCUACUGUUUUCACGGAUGAAAAUCAGGGGAAACACAUUGCUGUUAAAACAGCCAAUAAUAUAGAGAUUGGAGAAUUGCCACGUCGAAUGAAGGAAAACCAUUUUAGUCGUCACAGUAAAGUGUUAAUGACUAACGAGCCAGCAGGCAGUUUCAGAUCUCUUCCAUUAUGCAUCACCCCUAUAUAUGCCGUGCCGAUACCAGUUAACGAAUCUGUGCCAAUAGAACUUUACAAACCUCAGAAGUUGCUCUCUAUAGGAGAUACCAUGAAUGCAGUAAAUUUAGUGCUGCAGGAUACGGACACUUUGUGGCUUAAGAGACGAGUCGGUGGCGCUAGUAUUUCUACGUUGCAACAUCUCGAUACUGACAUCUUGGCUUAUGAUACGAAAGAAAAUCAGGGAGACGAACAAACGAUCGUACACCAAUGGAGUUACGUAAUAAUAAUAGUUGUUAUAGUGAUAGUUGUCGUGUAUCUGUGCAAUCAUUUAGGACUGAACAGACAUUCGCGCAGAAAACGUGCUAUCCUCAGAAUAUUUAGAGCCAUCCGAGCAUUGGUUGUGCGUAGGAUACCUGCGCAAAUGUAACCUGAUAAUUUCGCGAGAACUAUUACUGUUAUUACGCUAUUAUAUUGUACAUAAAAUAUUUAAAAUCAUGUUUUUAGGAAGUUAGAUAUAUUUAAAUUCCAGACUUGUAUGCAAAUUAGAUAUGUGCCUUGAAAACGUACAGUACGUCACGUGAAUUUAUAAUUAUAUAAAUUAUUUUGAUAUAAAACAAA